Molecule: messenger RNA, 5044 nt
Organism: Caenorhabditis angaria
Lineage: Eukaryota; Metazoa; Nematoda; Chromadorea; Rhabditida; Rhabditidae
Source: the annotation of a GenBank genome assembly
AUGUUUUUUGAUAGAUUUUCAAGAAGUUUGCCAAGGCGUUUGGUUAGUUUAAAAUGAGCAAUAAUCUAGGGAAAACAAAUAACCGAUUCUUUUUCCAAACGCAUUUAUUUUCAGCGCUACCGUGCAAUUGAUCCGGAUCAGCCGAGAAGUGCCGAAACCAGCGAGAUGUCGGCGAAUGGCGCCGAUCAUUUGGAAUGGGAAUCGGUCAAGGAGAAAGUGGUGAAAGCGGGAACUGUUGAACGAUUAGUGGUGAGUUGGCGCCACAUUUUUGUAUUAUAAUUAUUUUUCUCAAUUUCUCCAGGAUUGUUUGGUCGGCGGAGACGAUAUGAUGGAUUCGCGACACUUUAAUUUGUUCUUCACCACUUAUCGAGCGUUCACCGAAGCGCCUACAGUACUCGAAUGGUAAGUUUGUUAUGCGCCUUUGAAAGCGACACCUGUUGUUUCAUAUUUUUUUUUUGUCUGACACCCUCCUCUUUUUGUGUGCUCUCUCAUAAUUAUUCAUAAUUUUUUAUUGCAGCUUGCUACAAAGAUAUGAAGCAUUGGAAAAUGAGAUUAAUGGCAGCACAUCGGCUCUUCUUGUACAAAAGUGAGUUUUUUUCUGGAAAAAAGUUGGGUUUGAAAAAUAUUCACCCGGCUAUUUUUUUGGCCUGAAAUUCUAGAUUUUUGGUCUGAAAUAUUGAGUUUUACGAGCCUCAGAAAGCCUAGUUGUUUGGCCUGAAAUCCUGAAUUCAUCUGGCCUAGAUAAAACUUGAUUUCAGGCCUGAAAUUCUGAAUUAUUCAAGCCCAGAUUUUUGGGCCUAUAAUUCCGGAUCGUUGAAGGCUAGAAAAGCCUAAUUUUUAUGGCCUGGAACUCCGGAUUUUCAGCCUAAUAAUUCUAGAUUUGUGAUCUGAAAUAUUGGGUUAUCCAAGCCUCAGAAAGCCUAGAUGUUUGGCCUGAAAUCCUGAAUUUAUCUGGUCUAGAUAAAACUUGGCUUCAGGCCUGAAAUCCUGAAUUAUUCAAGCCUAGAUUUUCGGGCCUACAAUUCCGGAUUGUUCAAGCAUAGAAAAGCCUGAUUUUUAUGGUCUGAAAUCCUGAAUUAUUCUAGCUUUGAUAAACCUAGUUUCCAGGCCUGAAAUCUGAGAUUCUUUAAGCCCAAUCAAACCUUCAGGCCUAUCUAUAUAUCUGGAUUGUUCAAGUCUGAAUAUGUAAGCCUUCACUAAAUUUUUGGGCAAGAAACUCAAGAUCCCUGAUGAGCUUGAAGUUUUUCUCUGAAAUUCAGGAUUUUUUAGUCCAAACAUACUUUUUCCCCAUUCUGAAAAUCAAAAAAAAAAUCUGAUUUAACUUAAAAAAAAUUACAUUUUCCAGCUCAAUCCGUCAAAUCAUCAUGUGUUGGCUGGAAACAUUUCCCGAAGAUUUCUAUGACCCGGAAAAAGAUUUCGCAAUGCUCAGUUGUCUCUACGAUUUUGGUGUGCGCAACAAACUCAACGAACUUUGCACAAAAUCGCGCAAACAACGAGAGCGUUUCAAGCGAAUUUACGAGAACGGUGGAAUGAUUACAGCUUUGCCAAGUAUUCGACAAUUUGUUGAGAAUAUCGGAUUCAAUCCCAAUGAUUAUCCAACAAAUUUGAAAGAACGUGCAAAAAUGUUUGAUAUUGGAAAAGAGAAUUGUGUACAAAUUGCGGAACAAUUGACGUUUUGGGAUGCGGUGAGAGGAUAUUUUUAUUUUGGAAUUUUCUGAUAAUGAUUUUCAAAAUCUCAUUUUCUCUUAAGACAUCUAAAAUAAUUCCUUCUAAUUUUCAGGCGCUGUUCAAAGAGCUACUGAUUCACCAAUGCCAAGGUUGUGUUUGGUCAAAACGACGAACCGCCGGAGAACGCGUCUACACAGUCAAAGCAACAAUCGAUCAAUUCAAUUCGGUAUCCCAACGAGUUAUGACAAGUAUAGUUUUACCCGAUUGUCGUCCAGAAUAUCGAGCAAAAAUCAUCUCAAAAUGGAUCGAUAUUGCUCGAGAAUUACGAGCUCUCAAAAACUUCUCAUCCCUCAAAGCUGUCCUGUCUAGUUUACAAUCUGAACCAGUUCAUCGACUUCGAUCCGCUUGGAAUCUUGUUUCGUCUCGAGCAAUGAAUCAGUUUCGAGAACUCUCAUCGAUUUAUGAAACUGAUGAGGAUGGAGAUCAGGGAACGGCUAGGAAAAUUUUGGAGCAGGAAGGGACUGCAAAAUCAUCACCACUUCGAAGGCCGCAACUUAUUCAAAAUUGUCGCAGGACUAAAAGUGAUGUGAAUUUAGCAGAAUGUCAGGGAACUGUUCCGUAUCUUGGAAACUUUUUGACCGAUUUAGCGAUGAUUGAUGAAAGCACACCGGAUUAUAAUCCUGAUAAUUUGAUCAAUUUCGAUAAGCGACGAAAAGAAUUUGAAGUGUUGGCAAAACUCCGGCUCUUCCAAUCAGCAGCCAGAGCCUAUAAUAUUCCGAUGGAUCGAAUGUUUUGCGCGUGGUUCCAUUUUUUGCCAUGCUUGAAUGAGAAUGAAUGUUUUAAUCGGAGUAUUGAAGUUGAGAAGCCGCCAGUCACAUCGACGCCGGAUUUGUCGUCGUCGAGAAUUAACACGAGCAUUUUGAGCAAUGCUUCGCAAAGUGCACCGGUUAAAAAGUCAGUUUUAUUUUUAUUUAUUUUUUUUUUUGAAUUCACUUUAGAAACCUACUGAAUUUUUUGAUUAAAUUGAGCUAGAUUUCAGCACAUUUUUUCCAGCUCCACCCUCUCACGUCUCUUCAACUCGGCUCGAAACUCCGAAGACAACUCCAACACUUCUUGGCAUCAUCAACACUCAAACUCCUAUUCAUCAUCAACCAAUUCACAAAUCCCAUCAAUCAACACUGAAAGCUCCGAAGCCACAACAAUUCCACAAUUGUCACGAGAUUCUGGACUUCAAUGUGAAGAUUGGAUUGAUGGACGAUUGGAUGGUGGACCACCUGGACCAGUUCCAUUGUCUGGAACUUCGACGAUUCCAAGAUCAGCCAAUAAUAAUACGCCGUCGAGUUCGAAUGUUUCAUGGGGUGGUGGUGAGUUUUUUGAGUUUUGAAAAAUAUUAAUUCUGAUUCUUUCUCAGAUUCUGAUUCUGAGAACCAAAAACCUGAAAAAAUCCCAAAAUUUUCUUCAUUUUUUCUGCAGUUGUCUAACACUCUCCUCGCUCUCUACAGACUUUCACACCUGUUGGGUCAUAGACAUUAAUUUAAUUUAUUUACGACAUUGGAAGAACACCGUCAGAAAGAAGAAGACAAAUUACAAAUGUAAUUUCAAAAACGUAGAUAAUUAUAUGACACAGUUUGUUGCUGACUAUAAAUGUUAGCUUGAGCAAAAAUUAGAAAAUAGAAGAAAAAAAAAGUGAGAUCAUGCGAAAAGGUAGUAGAGAUUUUAAAAUAAAAAAGGAAGGGGGGGGGGGGUGUGAGGAGUAUAAAUAGAAACAAAACAGAACAAAAAUAUGACGGAUAUGUUGGGUGGACUAGGUUUAGUUGCUUGUUGAUUGAAAAAAAAUGUAAAAGGUUUGAAUUUGUUAUAGAUAUUUGGAUUUGCUAAAAGACUACGAUCCCAAUCCAUUGAAAAGGUUGGAAUGUGAAAAUUUCAGUUAAAUGUGUUAGAAACCCAAGAACCCGAAACCAAUACGAGAGCUAGAAAGAGCUGGAUUUUGAUAUUUUUAUUUGUUUUUAUUUUUAAUAUUUUGGUUGGUUAUGGUGGACAGAAAAUGGAAAGAAAAAAUAAAAAAUUUAAUGAAUAUAAACAUAGAGUUUUUAAAAAAUAUGAUGAAAAACUAUUGCGAAAUUCUACAAAUUUAGCCUAACUCCCCAAAAAAUCCAAUUCAAGUUCCAGGCAGUGAAUUCACACCAUCAAGCAUCUUCCCCUAUGGACACAGUCGCAGUAAAAGUGGCGAAUCUUCGCUGCAAGAAGUCAAUACAUCGAUUUCGACAAGAACUAGUGCUGAUGCAACGGUAAGCUUGGCAGGCUUCAGUAGAUGAUCAGAUUCCUGAUGUUUGAUUUUUCAGAGCGGAACUCAAUCGCUGUCUCGAAGUGCAACACCAAUUCGAACUCGUCUAGCUGAAGCUUUCGAAUCGAAAAGUUUUAGUCAUCAGAAAAAAGGCAGUGAUGGUUCAACAUGCUCCUCUUCCUCGUCGUUAUCUGCAAAUGGUGCAAACGCUGCGCAAAAUCAAUUUUAUCUGGCUAGAGUUGGACUUGAUGAUGAUCUUCAAACCACUGAUGGCGCCAAUUAUAAAUGUAUCAAGGUAUAGCAUUUCACAGCAAAAUAUCUUAUUCAUGUUUUGUUUUUUGCAGAUUGAGAAUAGUGAUCGAAUGCCGCAAUUGAUUGCUCGAGCACUUGAGAAACAUUUACUGGAAGAUGACAAGAAUCAUUAUCAAUUGAUACAAUUGUUGCCACGUGGCGGGGAAUUGGUAUUGCCCGAUAAUUGUAAUCCGUUUUAUGCGAUGGCUCCCGAUCCGACGUCGCCAAUGUUGAAUUUGUUGUUGAGGUGAGCGUUGAAGAUACUUGGGUUUUGGUGAUUUUUUUCUCGAACUCAAAAACUAAACAUGGCACUUUACUUGAACUAUAGCAGAUAUAUUUUUAAGAUUAGGGUUUCAUUCAGAAUUUUUCAAAAUCAGAAUCAAACUUACUUCGUCUGAAUCUGUGAACCUACAGUACUACUGCUUUUUAAUUUAGGAAUUUUAAAAAGUACGAUCUAGAAAAUACGAUAAACCAGAAAUUUAUAGUGAUUCUUGGGCUCAAUUUUGUUCCAAAGCAAAAUUUAUGUAAUAUUUUCAUUAAUCUUUCUCUAGUUGUCUAACACUCUCUUCACUCUUCACAAUGUUUUUGUGAAAUUUCACACCUGCAGAGUCAUAGACAGAGAGUAAAAAAUAUUUUCAAGAAAAUGAUUGCGAAAUUCUGGAACAUAAAAUUGUUUGCAGAAAACGCGACGCCAACGGACAAGUCGCCAACGGCAAUUCACCACAACUUGGACCAUCUGCCAAAAAACUCAACAAAAUGAAACGCACCAAUCUAUUACGCUGGAGUAGCGGAUAUUUAUAG